GAACUGUCCACUUUUGUUGAAAAGCAGCAGCGGUGGCGUAUAUCCAUGAAGUUAAAUUAGAUUUUAUAGUUAAUUACUCAAGAUAUAACGAUGGAUUACCAUUAUGAACAGACUAGUGAAGUAGAAGCUUUAGAUUCAAUCUACUAUGGCGAUAUGCAAAUUAUAGAAACUCAGCCGUUCCAUAAGUUCUCGAUACCGAUAAAGUCAGAUGGCUACGACGACGGCGAAGGUCUGGCAUGCCAGCUGGUUUUCACCUACACCGCAAAAUAUCCUGAUGAGGUGCCUCUUAUAGAAAUUGAGAAUGAAGAGAAUUUCGAUGAUAUAGUAGAUAAACAGGAAUUACUGACACAUUUAACAGAACAGGCUAAAGAAAAUUUAGGUAUGGUUAUGAUUUUCACACUGGUGUCAGCGGGGCAGGAAUGGCUCAGUGACCACUGGGACCGCGUCAAGAAGGAACGAGAAGAACAGGUGCUCGCCAAAAUCAAGGCUGAUGAGGAAGCUGAACAGAAAAGGUUCGAAGGCACGCGGGUGACGGUAGAGUCGUUCCUGGUGUGGCGGAAACAGUUCGAGAUCGACAUGGGCAUCCCGCAGAAGCGCGAGCGGGAGGCCAAGGGCGGGAACAAGCUUACUGGCAAGGAGCUCUUCCUGAGGGACACCACGCUCAACGAAUCCGACUUGAAGUUCUUGGAUGAUGGCGACGCGGUGAAAGUGGACGAGUCCCUGUUCCAAGACCUGGAAGACCUGGACAUCUCUGACGAGGACGACGACGACUACGUGCCAGGACAGAGCAGCGACAGCGACUAGCGACACACGAGCGAACCACAAGCCACACAUGAGCGACAGAUGAGCUACAGUGGACAAUGUCAGUAGCAGAAAGCACUGAAAGCAUAAUGUAAGUCGCGAUUUCAUUGCGUGUUUUUUAUUAGUAAUGCAAAUUUAAGUGUUAAUUUAUCAAGUUAUUAAGUAACACUUAAAGAUAAAUUAACGCUAAAUUUGCAUCAUGAUAUUCAUGAAUGAAUGAUACACAUACACUCAAUGAAGUAGUGACUAGGACGCUUAGCGCGAGGAAUUUCGUACAUUGAACCGCCUGUUCCUAUCUCUAUCGCACGCGCACAAUUAUAUUGCUGUCUCGCUUGCACAGUGUCAUUGACCGCUGCUAUCAUGGGCGAGACAGCAAUAUAACGUGCGAUGAAGAUAGGAACAGGUCAAUGUACAAAAUUCCAUGUGCUAAGCGUCCUUUCUUUAGCUAUCUUGUCGUGGGAUUACCCCUACGUGCAUGGGGCAACCUAACCUAAAAAUACGUUGACAAAGAUAUUUUUAGGAAUAUUCAUCAUAAUAAAAAAUUCUCUCUUUAAGGAUGGAAGGGUGGUAUUCCCUAUGUCCAAUAUGUAUGUGCGUUUCACAUUUUGCUUAAUGAGAGAGUGAGACGCAAUGCGCAUUGGACAAAGAAAUUGUACAGGUGGAAUACCACCCUUAGCUUUGAUACACAAAUGCAAACGUUUGUUAAAUUAUCAAUAAUAUGCAGCAGUAAAAAUGUUUGUCAAAGUAUUUUUGGGUGACCCUGCAAAGUAAAAUAUCAGGUGUUUUAGAAUUAUAACUGAGUGCUCGAGUCAUUACGAACUGUAACUUAAUGGUAGGGUAAACUGCCCUAUUGUAGGCACCAUACUAUAGUUGGCAUACCUACAGUAAGCAGUAAGUAAGUAAGUCGGCAAUCAGAUAUAUCGGAGCGGCCGACGUGCACAAAAAUAUCUGAACACGCACUCUAUAGCGCCUUGACAAUAGAGGCGUGUUCAGAUAUUUGUGAUCGCCUUGGCCGCUCCGAUAUAUGAUGGCGACUGUACCCAUCUUUAUUUUGAAGCAGUAGUGGGCUUCCUAUAAAAAUAGAUGCCAAGGAAGCGUUCCACGGGCUGUCCCGUACAAACGCAUUUUAUUUCGUGUAUUUCGGCCUUUAAAGCUGAUGAUUAUUUUUCUGAGCAUAUUUUUGACCAUUUGUCACAGAAAAAGAAACUCCUAUACCAGCAAGUCUUCAAAAAAUUCGCGUUUGUACGGCCAAGUGUAAAAAUAUGGGUGC
Molecule: messenger RNA, 2071 nt
Organism: Cydia splendana
Lineage: Eukaryota; Metazoa; Arthropoda; Insecta; Lepidoptera; Tortricidae
Product: RWD domain-containing protein 1
Exons: 5
Coding region: 91-804 (237 amino acids)
Biological process (GO): cytoplasmic translation
Molecular function (GO): protein binding
Source: RefSeq, a predicted model, not a curated record